Molecule: messenger RNA, 393 nt
Organism: Vavraia culicis subsp. floridensis
Lineage: Eukaryota; Fungi; Microsporidia; Pleistophoridae
Exons: 1
Biological process (GO): nuclear-transcribed mRNA catabolic process, 3'-5' exonucleolytic nonsense-mediated decay
Cellular component (GO): Ski complex
Molecular function (GO): RNA helicase activity; nucleic acid binding; ATP binding
Source: RefSeq, a predicted model, not a curated record
GUGAUCUAUACUUCACCAAUAAAAGCUUUGUCCAACCAGAAGUAUUACGAGUUUCGGCAGCGCUAUGCAGAUCACAAUAAUACCGUCGGUAUUAUCACAGGAGACGUGCAAAUUAACGAGGAUGCACAAAUAUUGAUUAUGACGACCGAAAUACUACGGAACAAGCUGUACAAGGGUGAUGUAGAAGGACUUGAGUACGUUAUAUUUGACGAGGUGCAUUACUUGAAUGAUAAAGAGAGGGGAGUUGUGUGGGAGGAGUGCAUUAUACAGCUAGAUCGCGAUGUGACGCUUUUGUUUCUGAGUGCAACUGUUAGCAAUGCGCUAGAGUUUUCGGAAUGAGUUGGCAGGAUCAAGGACAGGACGAUUUACGUGAUCAAGACGGACAAACGAGUG